GCAACUUAACUGAACAGUUAAUUAUUCAAAUAUUCACAAAAUAAAAUUUAAUAAAUAAAUUCAAAAUGAAUUUUUCAAAAGUCUUUAUAUUCGCAUUAGUUGUUCUUAUGGCCGUUUUUGGACAAUCACAAGCUGGAUGGUGGAAGAAAACUUUCAAACCAGUUGAAAAAUUAGGACAGAGAGUACGUGACGCCACAAUACAAACAAUUGGUAUUGCACAAGCAGCCGCCAAUGUUGCAGCAACUGCACGUGGUUAAGAACAAAUUAGAAAAUAAAAUUUUAAAUUAUUUAUUUUUAGAAUUAAUAAUUGUAAAUUAAUUAUAUCAUAUACAUAUACAUAUAAGCAAACCUCAUAAUAUAAAAGAUGAAAAAUUAAUAAAUAAAUCAAAAAUUU
Condylostylus longicornis is the source of this 394-nucleotide messenger RNA. Its product is annotated as sarcotoxin-1B-like. The record is from RefSeq and is a predicted model, not a curated record. Gene Ontology annotation, biological process: defense response to Gram-positive bacterium; antibacterial humoral response; defense response to Gram-negative bacterium. The transcript has 2 exons. Bases 66 to 257 code for a protein of 63 amino acids. NCBI's taxonomy places the organism in Eukaryota, Metazoa, Arthropoda, Insecta, Diptera, Dolichopodidae. Gene Ontology annotation, cellular component: extracellular region.